Vidua chalybeata is the source of this 1905-nucleotide messenger RNA. Its product is annotated as transferrin receptor protein 2-like. The annotation marks the transcript as partial. The record is from RefSeq and is a predicted model, not a curated record. NCBI's taxonomy places the organism in Eukaryota, Metazoa, Chordata, Aves, Passeriformes, Viduidae. Gene Ontology annotation, biological process: endocytic iron import into cell. The transcript is spliced from 11 exons. Gene Ontology annotation, cellular component: external side of plasma membrane.
ACAGGGGACCCCCCCCAAAAUCAGACACCCCUCCCCAAAAUAAUCCUGGGACCCCUCCCCAAAAUCCACCUGGGACCCCCCCAAACCCAUCUCCCCCUCCCCCAACCCCGACCCCAGUGGGGGGGGGGGUGGGGGGGGGCCCUGACCCAAAUUUGGGGUCCCCAACGCCCCCCUCCCCCUGCCCGUUUCAGGGUCCUGGGGCCCCCCCGCGCCCCCCCGCGCUGGGCGUGGCCCGGGGGGGUCCCGGGGGGGGCGCUGCGGUUCCUGCCCCGCCCGGGGGGGCGGCGGCUGCAGCUGCGCCUGGGGGGGGGGACGCGCCCCGGGACCCUCACCAGCGUCUUCGGGGCCCUGCGGGGGCGGCUGGAGCCCGACUGUUACGUCAUCGUGGGGGCGCAACGCGAUUCGCUGGGGCCGGGGGCGGCGGCCUCGGGCGUGGGCACCGCCCUCCUGCUGGAGCUCGCCCGGUUCUUCGCCGCCAUUGGCAGAGAGGGCUUCCAGCUCCGCCGGACGCUGCUCUUCGUCAGCUGGGACGGGGGCGAGUUCGGACAUUUGGGGGCCACCGAGUGGCUCGAGGGCUACCCCGGCCUCCUGCACACCAAAGUCGCCGCCUACAUCAGCCUGGACCGCGCCGUGCUGGGGGCCGAUCGGUUCGUGGUCCGGAGCAGCCCCACCCUGGUGACGCUGAUCGAGAGCGCCCUGGAGCAGGUGGAGAGUCCGAACGAGGGCGGGAAGAGCCUCCUGGAGCAGCUGACGCGGCCCGGGCGGGGCUGGGAGAGCGACGUGCUCCGGCCCCUGUCCCCCGAGAGCGGCGCUUUUCCCUUCACGGCGGCCGCGGGGGUCCCGGCGCUGGAGCUCGGCUUCGAUGAGGCGGCGGGCGGUGGCUCCCGCGCGGCGCUGGGGACCCCCGAGGACACGCUGGCCCGCCUGGGGGGGCGGCUGCGGGGGCGGCUGCCGGCGGUGGCCCGCGCCGUGGCCGCGGUGGCCGCGCAGCUCCUGCUGCGCCUGGGCCACGAGCCCCGGCUGCCGCUGGACCCCGGCGCCCUCGGGGACGCGCUGGUGCGGCAGCUGGCCCCGCUGCAGGCGCGGGGCCUGUCCCUGCAGUGCCUCUCCUCGGCCAGAGGGGGCGUGGUGCGCGCGGCCGCCUCGCUGCGCCGGGACAUGUCGGGAUCGGACAGCUCCAACGAGCGCCUCAACCGCGGCUUCAACGCGCGCCUCAUGGCCGCCGAGGCGUCGCUGCUGUCCCCGUUCGUGUCCCCUCUGGUCACCCCGUUCCGCCACGUCCUGCUGGGCCGGGGGAGCCACACGCUGCCGGCGCUGGUGGCCGAGCUGGGGACAGCGGGGACAGCGGGGACAGCGGGGACAGCGGAGACAGCGGGGACAGCGGGGACAGAGGGGACAGAGGGGACAGAGGGGACAGCGGGGACAGCGGAGACAGCGGGGACAGCGGGGACAGAGGGGACAGAGGGGACAGCGGGGACAGAGGGGACAGCAGGGACAGAGGGGACAGCGGGGACAGAGGGGACAGAGGGGACAGCGGGGACAGAGGGGACAGAGGGGACGCGUGGGGACAGCGGCGACAGCGGCCACCUGCGGCUGGCGCUGCUGGCCUGGACCCUGCGCGGCACGGCCGGGGCGCUGGCCGGGGACAGCGGGGACCUUGGGGACAUGGGCGGGGCUGGGGACAGCGGCGACUGCGGGGACAUCGGGGGGGCCGGGGACAGCGGGGACAGCGGGGACAGCAGCGGGGCUGGGGACAGUGGGGACAGCGGGGACCGUGGGGACGGCUGGGGUGGCCUUGGGGACAUCGGGGACCGUGGGGACCGCUGGGACCGGGAGAACACAGGGGACCCUGGGGACAGCAAAAGGGACCUCGGGGACACUGAGGGUUGGGGUGGCCUUUGGUGA